Molecule: messenger RNA, 2264 nt
Organism: Pongo pygmaeus (Bornean orangutan)
Lineage: Eukaryota; Metazoa; Chordata; Mammalia; Primates; Hominidae
Gene: ORC6
Product: origin recognition complex subunit 6
Exons: 8
Coding region: 552-1439 (295 amino acids)
Biological process (GO): DNA replication; DNA replication initiation
Cellular component (GO): nuclear origin of replication recognition complex
Molecular function (GO): DNA binding
Source: RefSeq, a predicted model, not a curated record
GAUUUCAUCAAUGGCGAGACAAAAGAGCCAAGGUGCGCCCAAUGCACAAAUGCUAAAGGAAACAAUCAGUCUCCUUUGCGACCGUCAGGAUUAGAAGACAGCCUGAGUCCUUCCAGGAAAUUCAUGUAAGCAGGUCCCCAGAACUCGCUGACAAACACUGCAGCCGAAGGCGGGUAUGAGGCCAAGAAAGGCCAAGGAACCACUGCGACCCCUCCAGGAAGGCGUGGGGACGGCCGAGCACAACUAGGCACAAAGGAACCCAAGUCUCGCGUGCUUAUUGGCCCUGGCCACUUAACGCUAGAUGGACGGACCUGGACGCCAGCCAAUCUCACCACAGCGUGCGAGAGUGGGCGGAGCGGUGCAGGGCAGUGGGGAUCGCCCGGCGGCAGGCAGGAGACAACAGGAGGGAAAGGCAGUGUGUGAUGAGUUUCUCAAGAAGGAAUGGAAGGAAGGGGAGCCGACAAGUCCACAUUCACCACAUCUGCGUUGGCGAGUGCUAGUGAUGCGCAUGCGCAAAAGGAAGACCCUGAUUGGCUUGUGGGACGGUCUCAAUGUCCUGUCCUAACCAAUCCAGAUGCGCCGGGGGUGGGGCCUGGCUCUCACUGGCCGGUGCAGCCGCUGCGCGCGGGUUUCGUUGCCCCGCGGCGUUCGCCGGAGUUGUUCGCUUUAGUGCCGGCGCCAUGGGGUCGGAGCUGAUCGGGCGCCUGGCCCCGCGCCUGGGCCUCGCCAAGCCCAACAUGCUGAGGAAAGCAGAGGAGUACUUGCGCCUGUCCCGGGUGAAGUGUGUUGGCCUCUCUGCACGCACCACGGAGACCAGCAGUGCAGUCAUGUGCCUGGACCUUGCAGCUUCCUGGAUGAAGUGCCCCUUGGACAGGGCUUAUUUAAUUAAACUUUCUGGUUUGAACAAGGAGACGUAUCAGAGCUGUCUUAAAUCUUUUGAGUGUUUACUGGGCCUGAAUUCAAAUAUUGGAAUAAGAGACCUAGCUGUACAGUUUAGCUGUACAGAAGCAGUGAACAUGGCUUCAAAGAUACUAAAAAGCUAUGAGUCCAGUCUUCCCCAGACACAGCAAGUAGAUCUUGACUUAUCCAGGCCACUUUUCACUUCUGCUGCACUGCUUUCAGCAUGCAAGAUUCUAAAGCUGAAAGUGGAUAAAAACAAAAUGGUAGCCACAUCCGGUGUGAAAAAAGCUAUAUUUGAUCGACUGUAUAAACAACUAGAGAAGAUUGGACAGCAGGUCGACAGAGAACCUGGAGAUGUAGCUACUCCACCACGGAAGAGAAAGAAGAUAGUGGUUGAAACCCCAGCAAAGGAAAUGGAGAAGGUAGAGGAGAUGCCACAUAAGCCACAGAAAGAUGAAGAUCUGACACAGGAUUAUGAAGAAUGGAAAAGAAAAAUUUUGGAAAAUGCUGCCAGUGCUCAAAAGGCUAUAGCAGAGUGAUUUCAGCUUCCAGACUGGUAUACAUUCCAAACUGAUAGUACAUUGCCACCUCCAGGAAGACUUGAUGGCUUUGGGAUUUUGUUUAAACUUUUAUGAUAAGGAUCCUAAGACUGUUGCCUUUAAAUAGCAAAGCAGCCUACCUGGAGGCUAAGUCUGGGCAGUGGGCUGGCCCCUGGUGUGAGCAUUAGACCAGCCACAGUGCCUGAUUGCUAUAGCCUUAUGUGCUCUCCUACAAAAUGGAAUUGGAGGCCGGGUGCAGUGGCUCACGCCUGUAAUCCCAGCACUUUGGGAGGCCGAGGUGGGUGGAUCACCUGAGGUCAGGAGCUCGAGACCAGCCUGGCCAACAUGGUGAAACCCCAUCUUUACUAAAAAUACAAAAAUUAGCCAGGUGUGGUGGUGCAUGCCUGUAAUCCCAGCUCCUCAGUAGGCUGAGACAGGAGCAUCACUUGAACCUGGGAGGCAGAGGUUGCAGUGAACCGAGAUUGCACCACCGCACUCCAGCCUGAGUGACAGAGCGAGACUUAUCUCCUAAAUAGAUAGAUACUCCAGCCUGGGUGACAGAGUGAGACUUAUAGAUAGAUAGACAGAUAGAUAGAUAGAUAGAUAGAUAGGUAGAUAGAUAGAUAGAGAGAUAGAGAGAUAGAUAAAUGGAAUUGGAGCCAUUUUGCUUUAAGUGAAUGGCAGUCCCUUGUCUUACUCAGAAUAUAAAAUUCAGUCUGAAUGGCAUCUUACAGAUUUUACUUCAGUUUUUGUGUAAGGUAUUUUUUAUUUGACUAAAUCAAUAUAUUGUACAGCCUAAGUUAAUAAAUGUUAUUUGUAUAUGCA